Molecule: messenger RNA, 2602 nt
Organism: Lepisosteus oculatus (spotted gar)
Lineage: Eukaryota; Metazoa; Chordata; Actinopteri; Semionotiformes; Lepisosteidae
Product: protein mono-ADP-ribosyltransferase TIPARP-like
Biological process (GO): regulation of DNA-templated transcription
Cellular component (GO): nucleus
Molecular function (GO): NAD+ poly-ADP-ribosyltransferase activity; zinc ion binding; NAD+-protein mono-ADP-ribosyltransferase activity
Source: RefSeq, a predicted model, not a curated record
GUUUCUAUUUGUUCCACACUGGACUCCCUGUCACGAAUAUAUCGUAUUGCACUUCAAUUCUGGUUUUGAGACACCCGCUGCCGAGUAUGAGUUCACAAUGAAGCGCCCUUUGAAGGUGGAAGAUGCUCUGUCCUACCUGGACCAGGUGAAACUACAGUUUGGGAGUCAGCCCCAAAUGUACAGUGAAUUCCUGGACAUCAUGAAGGAGUUUAAAUCACAAUGCAUUGACACCCCUGGGGUGAUCAACAGGGUCUGUCAGCUCUUCAAUGGUCAUCCUGAUCUAAUAAUGGGCUUUAAUACCUUCCUGCCCCCCGGGUACAAGAUUGAUGUCCAGAUCAAUAAUCUUGUAAGCAUCACCCUGCCGGGUCACCAGGUCCAACCCCAUGGCAUCCAGCUUCACCCUUCAACCCAGGCACCUCCUUAUCAGUCUGCUGUGCCCUCAACACCUGCUGCUGCCCCUCUGACCUGCCAGCCUCCACCAGCCAAGAUCAGCAGGUCUUCACCUCCGUCUCUGAAGGGUCAGUGCAAUCCACCCAACCCCACCUGCAGCUUUCAGUGCAUCAGUCCUGUCCAGCUGCAGGCUCCAGUAAGGGCCUCGUCACCACAGAGCAACCGGCUGCUGGAGUCCAAUCUGUCCACUGACUGUCAUGUUAACAAGAACACAGAUUGCUUCAAGGCCACACCCGGCUGUAAGGCUUUCCUGGAAGUAGUGGACACUUACCAGGAUGCUUUAGGGCAGGGAGUGGUGCAGUGCCAUAUCCAUGAAAAGAAUGGCGUUCUCGUCUGCCCAGAUUUGUUCUCUGGAUGCUGCAGCUUUGGAGCCAUGUGCCCCCGACACCACACUCCCCGUCCCUACCACUGGCAGCUCAGGGAAUCCCAGUCUAAGCAGUGGGUCAGCAUCUCAGACUCUGCCCAGCAACACCUGGAAGCCUUGUACUGCAACCACACCGUCAACACAGCCACCUUCCAGAAGGGAGCUAAAGCAGCUGGAAGUUUCCAAAUAAAUUUGCAGACCCUCACCGUGAGGAGCAGUGCACCAUUUGACCAAGCACGAAGACUCACCACCACAGCAGACCCAGAGACCAGCCCCCUUUUCCAUACCGAUUGGGUAAUCUACUGGCAGGAGGGCACAAGCUGGAAAACGUAUGAGGAGCCAAUUGCCAGUCAGCUGGAAGCAGCAUUUGAGAAGGGCAUGUGGAACCAAGCCUUCUCUUUGAAUGACGUGAUCUACAAUGUCGACUUGAAGAAGUUCACUCAGCGCAACGUGAAAACUGGCUUCACUAGAAGCAUUCGCCGAAGACCACGCUUCUUCUCCGAUGUGCGUCUUUCGAAGAAUUUGCAGAAAGCGAAUGGUGUUUUGCCGAGUAAUUCAGAUAGCAGAGCAUUUUCCCAGAACCCUUUUUUACCCGGCUUAACCAGCUAUCCCCCAACAUGGGUUCCUGGCUUUCCUAAAGAUGGGUUUUUUGCCAGGAUCCGUGUGCCAGUAACUAGUGAGUCAUACCAACACAUUCAUGAGCUCUUCCACAGGACUAUGCCAGAAACGCAAUUCUUCAUUGUUGCUGUUGAGCAGAUACAGAACCCCCAGCUGUGGAGUAAGUUUGAGAGCAAGAGGGAUUUCAUGGCUCAGAGGUCUGCCAGUGGUGGCACUCUUGUAAAUGAGAUGCACCUCUUCCAUGGCACAACAGAGAGAGCAGUUGAUGCUAUCUGCAGGCUGAACUUUGACCCCAGCCUUGCGGGCACCAGGAAUGGCCACAUCUAUGGCAAAGGAACGUACUUUGCACGCGAUGCCAGCUUCGCUGCUAAAUACACCACCUUGGAGACAGGAGAACGACACAUGCUCAUCGCCACAGUUCUCGCUGGCCAGUGGGUGAAAGGCCACAAUUUCGUUACGCAGCCUCAGCCUCUUAAGAACUCCAUCUCCAGUGGUGAACUGUAUGAUUCCUGUGUAAACAGCGAAGACGAGCCAACCAUGUUUGUCAUUUUUGACAGCUGCCAGUGCUAUCCCUAUUAUCUCAUUCGCUACAAAGAUAUUACAGACAGAGUUGUCGUGUUUUAAGACUUGCAUUUCAGCUGAUGAUGUAUUAGAGUUCAGAAACGUGGUACAUUGGCAUGUCCGCAGCCACAGACAUUAGGGCAUUGCAUGCUAUUUGAAGUAAAUUACUUAACUGAAUACGCUACUUGACUGAAGCCAGUUGUCACGCACAGGGUCUUUAACAACACACUCCACGGGAGUCGGAGUCAGAUUUGUCUCUCGAGUUAGAAAGCUGAGCCGCAACAAAGACCCCGCAGAUGGUAAUCCGGACUUCAUCUGUUUAUGGUUUGUUUUUGAACCCCCUUGGAUUUUUUGUUUUUGUUUAGGGCCUCAGGAGCUGCCCUUGAAAAGGGAGGGUACUGUCACUGUCACUGUCAAUGAAGUAACAGUCUGAGGAAAUCUUUCAUCCGUGCUCCAAUAUCUCCCUCAAACAAUGUAAAUAACUCUUAUUCCCUGUAACACUGUUGUACUGUCUUCUCUGUUGUUAAUGUUUGUCUUUUUUAUAUUGUUGUGUUGAACUAUACUGUAAAACCAGUUUCCCUCAAAGGAUAAUAAAGCCUGAACUGAAUU